Molecule: messenger RNA, 7136 nt
Organism: Macaca mulatta (Rhesus monkey)
Lineage: Eukaryota; Metazoa; Chordata; Mammalia; Primates; Cercopithecidae
Gene: SHROOM3
Product: shroom family member 3
Biological process (GO): actin filament organization
Cellular component (GO): apical plasma membrane; cortical actin cytoskeleton; apical junction complex
Molecular function (GO): actin filament binding
Source: RefSeq, a predicted model, not a curated record
UUUUUAUAAUACUGAAUUUCAUUGUUGAGAACAAUGACUGUAGAAAGAUCUUUCUUUAUUGCUCCUGCCUCUUCUCCCAGCGUCUGCAAGAAACUGUUGCUUGCAAAAACCAUAGCUAAUUAAAAAUUGAACUUAAUUAGCGACAAAGAAACCCGACUGGCAAGGGCUGGGAGGAAGGGCAGAUAAAGCUGCCGACGCUGUGUUCUUCUUUACCUUCGCUUUAAUGGUCUUCACAGCACGUCGUGUUUCUGAGUCAGAGGACCCUAGAGCGACACUUGUUGGGGACGGGCAGGACACCACAGCCCGACAAGCAGCUCCUGCGAGUGGCGGCGGGAAUGCACGCCGGAGCCGGAGUGCCAGCGCGGUGGAAACCGGUUCUCAGGUUCUGGCCGAGCGCACUUCCCCUUACAUCAGCGGGCCUGCUCCUGUCAGGCAGGCGGCCGGCGAUUGGCUGGGAGGAGGCAGUCAUUCAAACUGCCUUUUGUGCUUGGCUAAUCAGGGCAGCCCAGGUUACCAGCGGAGGUGCGUCUGUGGUGUCAGACACCUGUGUCUCAGCUCUGCCUUCCUCGGGCUGGCUCCUGCAGAUCCUUCCUGGGCCAGAACCGUGCCUCUAGGCCACCUCCCCCAAGCCACCAAGCUCCCGAGGUGGGCCAGCCUUGGCCCAGUGUCACGCAAGACAGAAAUGUCCAACAGAUAACUGAGGACAAUGAACCUGCCUGGGCAUAGACUUCCUUAAGAGAUGGGGUUUCACCAUGUUGCCCAGGCUGCCAUGCAGAGAACGGACUAAAGGAGCACAAGAGUAAAAGCAGGGAGACAAUUUAGAAGGCCAAGAGAGAUGUGUGUGCAGACCCAGGCCAUGCAGAUACUAGUGCCCCUAACUUCAUCAGCCCAGAACACCUCUCCUCUGGCCCCCAGCACAGGAAAGCAGCGUGGUCAGGAGGGGUUAAACUUCGGCUGAAGCACAGGCGCAGUGAGCCUGCAGGCCGACCUCACUCGUGGCACACAACUAAGUCUGGGGAGAAGCAACCCGAUGCCAGCAUGAUGCAGAUAUCUCAGGGUAUGAUCGGCCCUCCUUGGCACCAAAGCUACCAUUCCAGCUCCUCUACUAGUGACCUCUCCAACUAUGACCAUGCCUAUCUAAGGCGGAGCCCUGACCAGUGCAGCUCUCAGGGGAGCAUGGAGAGCCUGGAGCCCAGUGGGGCAUACCCACCCUGUCAUCUUUCCCCUGCCAAGUCCACCGGCAGCAUUGACCAGCUCAGCCACUUCCAUAACAAGAGAGACUCGGCUUACAGCUCUUUCUCCACCAGUUCUAGCAUCCUGGAGUAUCCGCCCCCUAGCAUCUCUGCCCGGGAGCGUUCAAGCUCCAUGGACAAUACUUCUGCUCGAGGUGGCCUCCUUGAAGGGAUGAGGCAGGCAGAUAUUCGCUAUGUCAAGACAGUCUAUGACACCCGGAGGGGAGUCUCAGCAGAGUAUGAGGUGAACUCUUCAGCCCUGCUGCUUCAAGGUAGGGAGGCCCGAGCCUCAGCAGAUGGUCAGGGCUAUGAUAAAUGGUCUAAUAUUCCUCGGGGCAAGGGAGUGCCACCCCCAUCCUGGAGCCAGCAGUGCCCCAGUUCCUUGGAGACUGCCACGGACAACCUUCCUCCUAAGGUGGGUGCACCCCUGCCUCCAGCUCGGAGUGACAGUUAUGCAGCAUUUCGGCACCGUGAGCGGCCCAGCUCCUGGUCUAGCCUUGAUCAGAAACGGCUCUGCCGGCCUCAGGCAAACUCUUUAGGCUCCCUGAAGUCUCCAUUCAUAGAGGAGCAGCUGCAUACUGUGCUGGAGAAGAGUCCAGAGAACAGCCCCCCAGUGAAGCCCAAGCAUAACUAUACCCAGAAGGCCCAACCUGGCCAACCUCUGCUGCCGACCAGCAUCUACCCUGUACCUUCCCUGGAGCCACACUUUGCCCAGGUGCCUCAGCCUUCUGUGAGUAGCAACGGUCUGGUGUACCCUGCACUGGCCAAGGAGAGUGGAUACAUAGCCCCUCAGGGAGCGUGCAACAAGAUGGCUACCAUUGAUGAGAAUGGGAACCAGAAUGGAUCUAGCAGGCCUGGGUUUGCCUUUUGCCAGCCCUUAGAACAUGACUUGCUGUCCCCAGUGGAGAAGAAACCAGAAGCUACAGUCAAGUAUGUCCCCUCCAAAGUCCAUUUUUCUUCAGUGCCUGAAAAUGAGGAGGAUGCCUCCCUGAAGAGACAUCUCACACCUCCCCAAGGCAACAGCCCACAUUCCAAUGAGAGAAAGAGCACCCACAGCAACAAACCAUCUUCUCAUCCCCACGGCCUCAAAUGCCCUCAGGCUCAGGCCUGGCCAGCGGGUGAAGACAAGAGGUCUUCCAGGCUCUCAGAGCCUUGGGAGGGUGAUUUCCAGGAAGACCACAAUGCCAACCUCUGGAGGAGGCUGGAGAGAGAAGGCGUAGGCCAGAGCCUGUCAGGCAACUUUGGCAAGACCAAGUCAGCCUUCUCAUCUCUCCAGAACAUUCCUGAGAGUCUGAGAAGACACAGCAGCCUGGAGCUAGGCCGGGGAGCCCAGGAGGGUUACCCGGGAGGCAGGCCCACCUGUGCAGUCAACACCAAGGCAGAAGACCCUGGGAGGAAAGCCGCUCCUGACCUUGGGAGCCAUCUGGACCGGCAGCUUUCCUACCCGCGGCCCGAGGGGAGGACCGGUGCCUCGGCCUCUUUCCACAGCACAGACCCAAGGCCUGAAGAGCUGCCUGCCGCCUCGCACCCGCACACAUCCAGUCUCGGCCGGAGGGGGCCCGGCCCAGGCAGCGCCUCGGCUCUUCAGGGCUUUCAGUACGGGAAGCCCCACUGCUCGGUGCUGGAGAAGGUCUCCAAAUUCGAGCAGCGAGAGCAAGGGAGCCAGAGACCGAGUGUGGGCGGCUCCGGUUUUGGCCAGAACUAUAGGCCCCACAGGACAGUCUCAACUUCCAGUACUUCUGGGAAUGACUUCGAGGAGAUAAAAGCCCACAUCCGUUUCUCUGAGUCAGCUGAACCCCUAGGCAACGGGGAGCAGCACUUCAAAAACGGGGAGCUGACGUUGGAAGAGGCUUCCCGGCAGCCCUGUGGUCAGCAGCUGAGCGGAGGAGCCUCGGACAGCGGCCGUGGCCCCCAGAGGCCGGAUGCUCGGCUCCUCCGCAGCCAGAGCACCUUCCAGCUCUCCAGCGAGCCAGAGAGGGAGCCCGAGUGGCGGGACAGGCCCGGCUCGCCCGAGUCGCCCCUGCUGGAUGCCCCCUUCAGUCGCGCCUACCGGAACAGCAUCAAGGAUGCUCAGUCUCGUGUCUUGGGGGCCACUUCCUUUCGACGCCGAGACCUGGAGCUGGGGGCGCCUGUGGCAUCGAAGUCCUGGCGGCCGCGGCCUUCCUCGGCCCACGUGGGGCUGCGGAGCCCCGAGGCGCCGGCUUCCGCCUCCCCGCACACGCCCCGGGAGCGGCACAGUGUGACCCCUGCGGAGGGCGACCUGGCCAGGCCCGUGCCCGCUGCCGCCCGGAGAGGGGCUCGCCGGCGCCUGACUCCCGAGCAGAAGAAGCGCUCCUACUCUGAGCCCGAGAAGAUGAACGAGGUGGGGGUCGCGGAGGAGGCCGAACCAACACCCCUGGGCCCGCAGAGGAAUGGGAUGCGUUUCCCGGAGAGCAACGUGGCCGACCGGCGCCGCCUCUUCGAGCGCGAUGGCAAGGCCUGCUCCACGCUCAGCCUGUCGGGGCCCGAGCUGAAGCAGUUCCAGCAGAGCGCCCUGGCCGACUACAUCCAGCGCAAGACCGGCAAGAGGCCUACCUCCGCCGCCGGCUGCAGCCUCCAGGAGCCCGGGCCACUGCGCGAGCGCGCCCAGAGUGCCUACCUCCAGCCUGGCCCCGCGGCGCUCGAACCCUCCGGCCUCACCUCAGCCUCCAGCUUGAGCUCGCUGCGGGAGCCCAGCCUGCAGCCCCGCAGGGAGGCCACACUCCUGCCGGCCACAGUUGCGGAAACCCCGCAGGCUCCCCGAGAUCGCAGCAGCUCCUUUGCCGGUGGCCGCCGCCUCUGGGAACGGCGACGCGGGGACCCACAGGUCCCAAGGGAGCUGCUCAGUGGAGCAAACGGUGGAACAAGGGGCACCCAGAGAGUGGAUGAGACCCACAGGGAGCCAUCCUCCUGGGGGGCCAGGGCUGGGAAGUCCAUGUCAGCUGAGGACCUGCUGGAACGCUCAGACGUCCUCGCCGGCCCUGUCCACGUGAGGUCCAGGUCAUCUCCCGCCACUGCGGACAAGCACCAGGAUGUGCUUUUGGGGCAAGACAAUGGCUUUGGUCUUGUGAAGGAUCCAUGUUAUUUGGCUGGUCCUGGAUCUAGGUCACUCAGUUGUUCAGAAAGAGGCCAAGAAGAGAUGCCGCUGCUCUUCCACCAUCCUACCCCUCGUUGGGGUGGUUCAGGUUGCAAAGCCAUUGGUGAUUCCUCCGUUCCUAGUGAAUGUCCUGGAACCCCGGACCAUCAGAGGCAAGCCAGCAGGACACCCUGUCCCAGGCCACCACUGGCAGGAACGCAAGGGCAGCUCACAGACACCAGGGCUGCACCCCUGACCCCACUUGGCACCCCUCUACCUUCAGCUGUUCCCUCUGGCUACUGCUCACAGGAUGGUCAGACAGGGCGACAGCCUCUCCCGCCCUACACCCCUGCCAUGACCCACAGAAGCAAUGGUCACACCCUGACCCAGCCUCCCGGUCCAAGAGGCUGUGAGGGUGAUGGCCCAGAGCAUGGGGUAGAAGAGGGAACGAGGAAGAGGGUCUCACUGCCUCAGUGGCCACCGCCUUCUCGAGUGAAGUGGGCCCACGCAGGCAGAGAGGACAGCCUUCCUGAGGAAUCGUCAGCCCCUGAGUUUGCAAACCUGAAGCACUAUCAAAAACAGCAGAGUCUUCCAAGUUCGUGCAGCACUUCUGACCCAGACACGCCUCUUGGGACCCCGAGCACUCCAGGGAGGAUAUCCCUCCGAAUAUCUGAAUCCGUCCUGCGGGACUCCCCGCCACCUCGCGAGGAUUAUGAAGACGAAGUGUUUGUGAGGGAUCUGCACCCCAAGGCCACGUCCAGCCCCACGUUUGAAACUCUUCCCCCACCCCCACCUCCUCCACCAAGUCAGGAAACCCUGGUGUAUAGCAUGGAUGACUUCCCUCCACCUCCUCCCCACGCAGUGUGUGAGGCGCAGCUGGACAGUGAGGAUCCUGAGGGGCUGCGCCCCAGCUCCAACAAACUUUCGAAAGUGACAAUUGCAAGGGAAAGGCACAUGCCUGGUGCAGCCCAUGUGGUAGGUAGUCAGACACUGGCUUCCAGACUCCAAACUUCUAUCAAGGGUUCAGAGGCUGAGUCCACACCACCCUCCUUCAUGAGUGUUCACCCCCAACUUGCUGGGUCUCUUGGUGGGCAGCCAGCACCCAUCCGGACUCAAAGCCUCACCCAUGAUCCAGUCAAUGGAACUCAGGGUUUAGAAAAGAAAGUCAAUUCUGAUCCUCAGAAGAGCUCAGAAGACAUUAGAACAGAGGCUCUGGCCAAGGAAAUUGUCCACCAAGACAAAUCUCUGGCAGACAUUUUGGAUCCAGAUUCCAGGCUGAAGACAACAAUGGACCUGAUGGAAGGUUUGUUUCCCCGAGAUGUGAACUUGCUGAAGGAAAACAGCGUAAAGAGGAAGGCCAUACAGAGAACUGUCAGCUCUUCAGGAUGUGAAGGCAAGAGGAAUGAAGACAAGGAAGCAGUGAGCAUGUUGGUCAACUGCCCUGCCUACUACAGUGUGUCUGCUCCCAAGGCUGAGCUGCUGAACAAAAUCAAAGAGAUGCCAGCAGAAGUGAAUGAGGAAGAGGAACAGGCAGAUGUCAAUGAAAAGAAGGCUGAGCUCAUUGGAAGCCUCACCCACAAGCUGGAGACCCUCCAGGAGGCGAAGGGGAGCCUGCUGAUGGACAUCAAGCUCAACAACGCUCUGGGAGAAGAGGUGGAGGCUCUGAUCAGCGAGCUCUGCAAGCCCAAUGAGUUUGACAAGUAUAGGAUGUUCAUAGGGGAUUUGGACAAGGUGGUCAACCUGCUGCUCUCCCUCUCAGGGCGUCUAGCCCGUGUUGAGAAUGUCCUUAGCGGCCUUGGUGAAGAUGCCAGUAAUGAAGAAAGGAGCUCUCUCUACGAGAAAAGGAAGAUCCUGGCUGGUCAGCAUGAGGACGCCCGGGAGCUGAAGGAGAACCUGGAUCGCAGGGAGCGGAUAGUGCUGGGCAUCCUGGCCAAUUACCUUUCAGAGGAGCAGCUCCAGGACUACCAGCACUUCGUGAAAAUGAAGUCCACGCUCCUCAUUGAGCAGCGGAAACUGGACGACAAGAUCAAGCUGGGUCAGGAGCAAGUCAAGUGUCUGCUGGAGAGCCUGCCCUCAGAUUUCAUUCCCAAGGCUGGGGCCCUGGCUCUGCCCCCAAACCUCACGAGUGAGCCCACUCCUGCUGGGGGCUGUACUUUCAGUGGUGUUUUCCCAACAUUAACCUCUCCACUUUAACCUCUUCUAAAAUACCCAACCAAAAGAUCACUGUUUCUCUCAACACUAUUUAAUCUGAAAAAUGUUUCAGUACAAACCACUGUUUGAACUAUCUGGGUUACUGGUGUUUGUUCUGGAUGAAAGGAAAAAAAUUCUCUCCAGGAGGAAGCCUUUUUCCUUCUUGCCCUUCCUGAUUGAUCUUCUGAGAGCUCGAAUGCUGCUGGACACGUACCCCUUUCUAUUAUUACUUUGUAGUAGAAAGAAAGUUAAUGAAACUGAGAACUGAUUGGAGGGUGUUUGAUCAUUUAGUUUUUAACAGGCUGAGGCAACAUGGAUCAGUGUGUGUCCCCCUCAGGAAUGUAUCCACAGUGGCCUUCCUUGCUGGUGGGCAGUGUAUCCUGAUGGCAGGGUACAAGUACCAUUAAUGAAGGGUCUGCAACAUAAAGCCUUAAAAAGACACACACUAAGAAAACUGUAAAACCUUGAACAUUGUUAUUUAUAUUUUUUAAAAUGGAAAAGAUCAUUAUGUUUGUUGUGCUAACCACUUAUUUGAUUCUGUUUUGUGGUGGACGUAGACGAUUACGUUUGAGCUUUGUAUUUUGUGAAAACCUUAAUGAAAUGAAUUCCAAAGAUAGUCA